ACCAAUGGAUAUGUGUGGUGGAUGGAUAACCAACUCCCAGCAAUGCCCAAUUCUCUUUUUCACAGAGCUUCCAUGGCUACUCUUAGCUUCAAUCCUACGAGAAUUCCUAACAAACCCAUCUCCAAUAUCACAUCUAUCUCAAAACCCACAAAAAUAUCCUUCCUUUCCUCUAUAAAACCCGCAAAUAACAACCAUAAACCACACCAUUUCCAAUCAAACACCACACUCAAACUCUCAGUUUCAACACAAGAGGAAGUGGAGGUUGAGGACUAUGAAGAAGAUGACCCAACUGCAGAAAUGAGCUAUCUUGACCCAGAAACUGAUCCAGAUAGCAUUAUAGAGUGGGAAUUGGAUUUUUGCUCUAGGCCUAUACUUGAUAUUCGAGGCAAGAAAGUGUGGGAGCUUGUUGUGUGUGAUGAUUCACUAUCACUUCAAUACACAAAGUACUUUCCUAAUAAUGUCAUUAAUAGUAUCACUUUGAAGAAUGCUAUUGUGUCCAUUAGUGAAGAUCUUGGUGUCCCUCUGCCAGAAAAAGUUCGCUUCUUCAGGUCACAAUUGCAGACAAUUAUAACAAAAGCAUGCAAAGAGCUGGAUAUAAAGCCUAUUCCAAGUAAACGGUGUUUAUCACUGCUUUUAUGGUUGGAAGAGCGAUAUGAGACUGUAUAUACCCGUCAUCCUGGCUUUCAAAAGGGAUCUAAACCACUUCUAGCUUUGGAUAAUCCUUUCCCAAUGGAACUUCCUGAGAAUCUGUUUGGGGAGAAAUGGGCAUUUGUUCAAUUACCUUACUCAGCUGUUCAUGAGGAAGUCUCAUCACUGGAAACAAGAUUUAUGUUUGGUGCAAGCCUAGAUUUGGAUCUUCUAGGAAUUGAAGUCGGUGAUAAGACAUUGAUUCCAGGACUCGCUGUUGCAUCUUCUCGUGCUAAACCAUUGGCAGCCUGGAUGAAUGGACUGGAAGUGUGUUCGAUCGAAGCAGACACAGCUCGUGCUUGCUUGAUUCUAUCUGUUGGAAUUUCAACCCGCUAUAUUUAUGCUACCUAUAAGAAGAGUCCUGUAACAACAGCUGAAGCUGAGGCUUGGGAAGCAGCAAAGAAAGCAUGUGGAGGCUUGCAUUUUCUUGCCAUUCAAGAGGACCUAGAUUCAGAGGACUGUGUUGGGUUUUGGCUUUUACUAGACUUGCCACCUCCUCCUGUAUGAUUUAAUCAAAACUGGAAAUCAACAAUAUAGUGUUUCUUCACUUC
Hevea brasiliensis (rubber tree) is the source of this 1238-nucleotide messenger RNA. Its product is annotated as protein TAB2 homolog, chloroplastic. NCBI's taxonomy places the organism in Eukaryota, Viridiplantae, Streptophyta, Magnoliopsida, Malpighiales, Euphorbiaceae. Bases 22 to 1194 code for a protein of 390 amino acids. Gene Ontology annotation, molecular function: RNA binding. The record is from RefSeq and is a predicted model, not a curated record. The transcript has 5 exons.